Molecule: messenger RNA, 2393 nt
Organism: Rhopilema esculentum
Lineage: Eukaryota; Metazoa; Cnidaria; Scyphozoa; Rhizostomeae; Rhizostomatidae
Product: polycomb group RING finger protein 5-A
Molecular function (GO): metal ion binding
Source: RefSeq, a predicted model, not a curated record
GUUCUGCCCUUUCUUGCAAUAUAUCAAUUUCAGUGUUCAGGAGAGAAAUGAAAAAUCGAGAAACGGUGUUUUCAGUGAGAAAAAAUUAAAUUACAAAUAGUGUAGAGUCUUCCUUGUAAAGAAUGGUCAAGAGGCAGCCAGCAGCUAAAAGGUUUUUGAAAUAUUAACCAAGUCUUGCCUUACACGAAAAAAUUGCAACUACAGUUUGUAUACGUCAUCAGCGUCUUCCAGUAUGGGCCUAGGCACGAAGGGAGAUGUCCGUGUUGCACCCGAAAGGCAAAAGAUACUUAAAUGCAGCCAGUUUUAACAAUAUAUUUAUUUGUAAACUAUGUCGUGGCUAUCUUAUAAAACCUGUUGCAAUAACGGAAUGCCUCCAUACUUUUUGUAAAAGUUGUUUAGUGAGAUACUUAGAAAGUGCCACUGAAUCGUUCCGAUGUCCUGAUUGUCAUCAACAAAUCCACGAGACAAACCCAUGGGAGUAUCUAAGAGAAGACAAGACUUUGGAAGAAAUAAUCUUCAAGCUUGUCCCAGGAUUAUGGAAAAAUGAACGACAAAGAAUCAGCGAAUUCUACCACAAAAGAGGUCUACCAAUCCCUGAAGAUUUUGACUUCCAAACUUUAUUGGAGCCUUCUUCCCCAACCUCUGAGAUUGUGAACAAAAAUUCAAAUGACUGUGAUGAGGAGAGCAAAGAAAACAAUAACCAGAAGGCCAGACAUUUUAACAAGAAUCUAAUUGGUGAUACCCAGAUAGGAUUGCAAUUGAAAUACCUGGAGACAAAUGACAUCAAGAAGGACUUCAGGCAACUAGAUAAGAGUUUCAUUCGCUGCUCUUCCUACCUCACUGUGGAUCAUCUCAAAAAGUUUUUGAAAAUGAAACUGAAGUUACCUGAUACAAGUGAGGUUGAUAUUCUUUGCAACGGUGAAAUUAUGGAUACUUUACUUGGAAUAGAGAGUGACAAAUUUCCUGAAGUUUAUGUCAAGAAUGGACUGCUUUGUCAACUGGAUUAUUUAGUUAAUAUAGAGGUAAAGAUUUUUUGUUGGGCCAUGGCCCAGUUGAUCAUACUUGUCAUGUGGUUCUUAUUAAAUUGAAAUUAAAGCAUAUAGUAAGUAGCAUAAGCCCCAGUAAUAAGUAGUACCUAGCUUAAUUUUCAAAUUUCUAAAAAAUGGGGACCAUUCUACAAGCCCAUUUUGUUUCUUCGUUUAUCGAUAUGGUUUAGCAGAGAGUUUGUCUAAAUACAAUACUUCAUUCAGUCAGAAUCUGUGCAUAAUAAAUUUAGUUAAUGAGAGGCAUCAUCUCACUGCCAAAGAAAAUCAAGAGUAGACUCAAAAAAAUUAGGUUGACUGAAAGGCUUUUAGAAAAUAGCCUUUAUUUAACAAAGCCAAAACUCACAGGUCUAGUAACUGGGUAAAGGAAAAAGGCUUUUUGCUCCAGGGAAGUUGCUAAAGAGGUCCUCAGUUCAGUAGUGGCAUCUGCCACAGCACCUGCUACUGGCAGGUUGAUGACACCUCCCAAAAGAGCUGCAUAGUUAAGGAAUCAUGGAACAGUAAUUUUGAAGAAGAUGGCUUAGGAGCACCUAGCAUUGAAUUGUCCAUCAGAUUUUGUCUAGAUCAGGGACACGAAUUUCAGUGGGAAGCGGAUAAUGUAAGUUGAAAGUUUCUACUUAUAUUUCAACCCUAUAUCAAGCUUACUUUAAGACCUCCAAAAAGCUGUUAAUUGUUGCAAAAUAUUCGCUUUAUAAGCAGCUGUUGUUUGCUUGUGUCAAUUUUCAAAAAAAGUUCUGUAUUUUGUUGUCCUUUCUGUAACCAUGGAGAUAACAUUUUAGGUGUUAUUAUCUGUCUAACAGUCUAAAUUUUCAGACCUGUCAACCGAAUAUUUCAAAACCUGGAGAUUUUUCUAUUUUUCGUUAGCAAAAUAGAGAGAUUUGACCAAGAACAGGGAGAUCAGCAGAACUUUUUAAUAAUUUCUUUUAAUAAUUUUUGUUUCUUCGUAAGCAUAACAAAAAACUUUGUCCUGAUGAAAGUUAAUGCAAACAUUCUUAUUAUAAGGAGACCUCUGCUAAUAGAAAAGGAAGAAACAUGGAGAACAUUCAAAAGUUCCGGGAGAAAUAGAGAGUCAAAAGUUGAUAAGUCUGAAAUUAGAUUAAUUAAAGUUAGCUUCAAGCAUGCUUAACCAGCUAUAUUUUUGCUAAGUGUCUUUGAUUUUGUUUGUUUGUCGCGAAAUCUGAUUUCAGUAUGUGCUGUAGACUGCAACUAUGUUAUGGUAAAGAAUCUAAAUUGUCAACUUGUAUCACUUUAUUAGAACCUUGGGUUGCAGUUUGCUUACAGAUUCAUAGUAUGAAGCAUGUUGAUCAUGCUUUAAUGUAAAAUAAUGAAUAGAAUUAGUCAGAUAUUGUA